Oncorhynchus gorbuscha (pink salmon) is the source of this 5793-nucleotide messenger RNA. Its product is annotated as tripartite motif-containing protein 66-like. Lineage: Eukaryota; Metazoa; Chordata; Actinopteri; Salmoniformes; Salmonidae. The record is from RefSeq and is a predicted model, not a curated record. Gene Ontology annotation, molecular function: zinc ion binding; protein binding. The transcript is spliced from 20 exons. Bases 546 to 4454 code for a protein of 1302 amino acids.
AUAAUCUGUCAGAUGUUCUGUGUUGAGCUGUGGGAUGACAGAGCAAAGACGGUCAUCUGAAAAAUACCCGAAAAAACGAUUGGGAUGCAGUUAUACAUUAGACCAAAAUAAGGGUAUCCCUCACCAUACGCCCAUGCCGGUGGCUGACGUGCCCGAUGCCUUCUAGUUUCGGUAUUUUUGGUGGGCUAGGAUGAAUAACGGGUUGGAUGGGAAGUACCGUUUUUACCGAAGAAAUAAACGCGUGUAAGUCUCACGAUCAAACACGAGACUUUGUAACUCCAAAAUAUUUGAGCUGGACAAACGAGCGACAUCCAAUGGAUCGAGAGGGGAUAGCCUGCCGUAUACGGUGAUGAUCAGGUUAAGGAGUCCUACACACAGAUGAACCAGGCGAGGAGAGGAGAGGAGAGCUCAGCACGCAGGCUGUCAUGUAAGCCGUAUUCUCUGGGGCCACCUCUCGGUGCACGCUGCUUCCUGCCGCAGCGAGCGCAGCUCUGCUGGGUACCAGCUCCACCGUUCACCAGAGGACACAUUACCCCACUGCUGACAUGGAGAAGCGUUGCGCAGAGUGCCCAGAGCCCAGGCUAGCCCAGAGCCUGUGUACAUUCUGCAACAAGUGGCUGUGCUACCAGUGUACAGACAUGCACCAGCACCAGAAAGCCACCCCUCAGUGCUCAGAACUGCACCAACACCAGAAGCCCACUACCCAAUGUGUCGACCUGCACCAGAGGGACCAGAUGCCCCCCAGCUCCCUGCCUCCACCCGAACCAGGCCCUGGCUUGUGUGGCCGCCCCCUCCUCAUGUGCCACUCUCACAGACAAGAGCCCUUGGAGCUUUUCUGCGAGUCCUGUGACCUCAUGUGCUGCAGCAGCUGUCACCUGUCCGCCCACAAGAACCACAGGCUGGUGCACAUAGGAAAGGCCCUGCAGGACCAACAGUGGCAGUUUGAGAGCCUGAUGGCUCAGGUGGAGGAGAGGAGGUCUGCAGUGGAGAGCACAGCCAAACAGAUAGAGGACAGGCUGCACGGUGUAAAGGUCACGCAGAGGAAGGCUGAGAACCAGAUUAAAAUGGCAAAGAUGAUUAUGAUGAAUGAGCUGAACAAACGGGCCAACCUAUUAAUAGAGCAACUGGAGAAGAUCUCGGAGGACUUCCAGCGGCGUCUGGAGGACCAGCUGCAGGGGGCGAUAGAGAUGUGCAGCCAGCUGGACCACGUGCAGAACUUCAUCAGCUGGGCAACGGCCCACCACCUCAAGAACCCACUGCUCCUCAGCAGGGAGCUGAUUUCUCUCCAGAUGCAGCGCCUGCUUGAACCCCCACUACACUCAGACGCCUGGCUCCCUGUGAAGAUCAAGUUCAACUGGGAUGCCAGCUACUGGACUAAGCAGAUCUCAACUUUGGGUCAGCUCACUGCCGAGGGGGGAAAUCGCUCCUACUCUGAGGGUGUGGCCUUCCCCAGCAUCCUGAGGCCCCAGCCUAUCACCUGCCUGUCCCUGCCAUCUGUGUGCCAUGGAGGGCGGGACCAGGGCUGUGCCUUCCAGGCCUGCUGUCAGUCCCAGAUGUGCUGCCUCCACUGCAUACCCCCACAGCCAGCUGUGCAGCUGGACAAGACCCAGCGGGAACCCAACUCCUACUCCGCCAGGUGUGCCCAGUCCACCCUCAGCUCUCCCUCCCUGGCCCUGCACCAGAGUCAGCUGCUGAGGUGCUGGGGCCCUGACAGUCCUCCAGGUCCACCAGCUGUGGUGCCCUCCUCCAUGCAGUGUCCCCAACAGCAAGAGCAUCUCGCGGCUGCUGACCCAGGCUUGCUCAGCUCCAGCUCCAACAGUAGAGGUCUUGGACUUCAGCCCCCAGCCACAGCCCUCUACCAGCCUCAGAUUCAGCCACUUCCUGAAACUCAUGCACAGCCAGCCACAGAUGGGGCCAGGGAAGGCCAGGUCCAGCAGGCUAGCAGAGAGGGAGAGCAGACUCCUGGGCAGCCAGCUGUGGACAGAGAGGUGUUGACAGAGCAGAUCCAGGAGGGGAGCAGGGAGAAGACACAUGUACAGACAGGGGUGGACAGAGAGGUGCUGACAGAAGGGAUCCAGCAGGAACUGCAGCAGCAACAGCAGCAGCUCCUGUCUCCCCUAGUGGCCGAACUGACAGUGGAGCAGCAGGAGGCAGAGCAGCAGGAGGCCAGGACUACACAUCCAUCCAGAGACUGCAGAGAUGGCAGGAGAUCCACUUCACUGGAGAUGUCUGUGACGACCCAUGGGUUCAGUGUUGAUGCUCAGAGCAGCAGGCCCAGCACACUGUGUGGGAGGAAGAGUCGAUCCCAGAGCAUCCCACCAGAACUGGCAGGCCCCUCCAGCAGCCCCUCCACAGACAGGCCCCCGGGGGCCACCCACAGCCUAGCAACAGCAGCCGUGGAACGGGGACGCAUGGCAGGCCAGGGUUUCAUGGAUCUCAGGCGGAGGAGGCUGUCUUCUGAUGGAGUGAUACGAUCUGUGGCCUCCUUGGAGAGAUCCUUAGCCACUCUUCCCUCCAGAGGCCAGCCCAACCUACGCCUAUCGCCUUUGACCAUCUACAAGACAGAGCCUGAUUAUGUUUAUGCAUAUGAUGAGACUGGGCAUGACGUCAAAGGAAAAUGCAGAAUACCAAGAAAGACUCCAGACAACAGUGACAGAGAGGUUCAGAAGGAACCUGGGAAUUCCAGUUCCAAGGUUCCAGUGGUGUGUUUGGAAAGGCUGAAGAUCCUGGUGUCUCGGAUCCCACCACAGGGGCGGCGACAGAGUGACCCUCUGCCAGACACUGCAACAGAAAGGACCGGACUUGUUCCACAGAGGGGAAGGAAGGACAAGAUGACUGAGGGAAUAUCAAAAGAAGCCAAGGUCGCAAUGGUCAGCCCGUCUCUGGAUAAACAAUACUCAGAGAGACACACUAUCAAUCAAUCUCUCCCACCUCCAGUAAUUAAUGAUUGGCCUGAGCAUGGAAGACACAGUCCUCACAAAGAGCUCACACUGCAAGUACCCGCCACUGAUCUUGUAUCACCUCCACCUUUCUCUGCACCUGACCUUGACUCUGACUCAGAUCCCAGGUCAAUCUCAGAAAUAGUUUCUGACCCGGAACUGGACUCGGACCCACAACCAGAAUCAGAUCCCCAGCAAGAGUCUGAUCCACCAGCUGAGUCUGCAUCAGAGGCUGAUCUGGAAUCAGUUGCUGAUGAGGAAUCUCCUGAUGAGGCUGCUACAGAAUCAGAACCUAGUGUGGAAUCAGAACCUAGUGUGGAAUCAGAACCUAGAGUGGAAUCAGAAGGUAGUGAAGAAUCAGAGAAUGGUUUAGAAUCAGAGAAUGGUGAAUACCUGGAUGCUGAUGCGGAAUCAGAGGCUGAUAUGGAAUCAGACCUCCAACCUGACCCUGGUUCAGACCCCCGUUUUCCAUCUGAAACACGUCCGGGAUUAGAUUCAGACCUGGAAUCAAACAAUGCACAACCCCCUGAAUCACAAGGGUCUGUAGAAUCUGGACCAGAUCUUGAAUCGGAGCCAGACUCAGCCACUGACCCAGCCUCUAUCACUCCUGACCCAGCCUCUCUAAGUCCUGAACCAGGAGUGGAGUCCUCUCCAGCCCAGAGGUCCCUGCAUGCAGACCCUGGCCCACAGAUGCAUUGUGAAGGAGCUGAGCAGGUCCUGCCUGGGGCAGAGACCAUUGAGAUGCAGAUGCAUUGUGAAGGAGCCGAGCAGGUCCUGCCUGGGGCAGAGACCAUGGAGAUAGAGAGUGAAGACUUCUGUGCCGUGUGUCUGAUCGGAGGAGACCUUCUAUGCUGUGACCGCUGUCCCAAAGUCUUCCACCUGUCCUGCCAUGUGCCUGCUCUCCUCAGCUUCCCCACGGGUGACUGGGUGUGUACCUUCUGCAGAGAUAUCCAACAGCCAGAGGUGGAGUAUGACUGUGAGAACCAGAAGCUGGCUACAGAAUGUUCAGGAAAGCCAUUGCCUCAUGGGCUCUCUGCUUGUGACCAGAGAAAAUGUGAGAGGUUGACUCUGUUGAUCUGCAGCAACAUGCUAAGUGCUCCCUUCCAUGAGCCGGUCAGUCCACUGGCUCGCCACUACUACCAGAUAAUCAAAAGGCCCAUGGAUCUGUCUGUGAUCAGGGCCAAACUCAGCAAGAGGAGCACUCACCACUACUAUUCACCUGAGGAGUUUGUGGCUGAUGUCUCCCUCAUGUUCAGGAACUGUGCAAAGUUCAAUUAUCCGGACUCAGAGGUGGCCCAGGCAGGUCGCAGCCUGGAGAUGUUUUUCAGCUCCAGACUCAGGGAAGUGUUCCCAGACAGGGCCUUCCCUGCAGCCGAGGAUGACUCCGACAGCGAUGAGUAUGACGAGGUGUACAGAGCAGCUGAGGGAGGCUUCCCCUGGCCAGAGAAGAGAGAGCAGUGUCACAGGAAGAGGAAGAGGAGGCACUCUCUCAGCUGGAGGAAGCAUAACUUCUAGUUGUAGGAAGUGGAGCAGAGCAUAUCACUGGCUAUUUUGAAGGACAGUAUGACAUGAUAUUGCACUGGACGUUUCCAUCCAAGAGAGGAAGCUGAGUUUUUAUGAAGGGAUUGUAUGUACAUAUUUACAUUUUGAGAAUUGUACUUCUUCAUUAUAAAGGUUAUCUGCUCUUAAUUUGGCCUGAUAUUUGUGUCAAAUAUUAUUGUAUAACUAUAAUCUGACAUACAUCUUUAUACUUAUUAUGCCUUUAUAAACUGCGUUUCUGGUAUUUGUUUUUUGAUUCAGAUAUAUUUGGAGAUUCUACCUAUAUAUGUAGAUUCUCCAUCAUAUACAGCAAAACCUAUAAGGUCAGUAUUAAUACAUGGUAAACAUAUUUAUAAAUGUUAAACUCUACAUUAUCUUGUUUUAUAUAUUAACAUUGAGUGUUUUUAGUGGCUAAAUGAUUGCAGGCAAUUAGUAAAUACAGACUAUUAAUGUUAAUAUUUCUGUCUUGCAUUUUAUAUUUAUAUAUAUGUAUCUCUGUCCUAUAUGCACUUAAAGUACAGUAUAGAACGUUAUAUACACCUACCUUUUUAUACUGUAAUGAUUUGAGUGACUGACAGAGGGCGCCCUAGCAGCAAUGACUGAGCACAAAGGAAAAGGUUAAGUUCAUAUUGAACCAAGGAAGUAUUCAAAGAAGAUUAAGAUAAAUAUAAAAAUGAACAUACCUUUAGUUGAAAUUGCCACAAUAGUAUUGCAAGGCACGUAUGCUUUAGAUUUGCAUUUAUUAAAUCGUAAUGAAAUUAUACUUCAUUAGUAUAAGGCCAGUAUUAGUAAUGAUUAUUUCUCAGGCUUAAUGGGAGUGGGAGGUAUUUGAUCCAGUGUGAAUAAGUAGAAAGACCUAGCGAAGUUAAGAGUGACUUAAGAGGAAUGUUAUGUUAGUUCAACUUUCUGUAGUUUCUAUGUAGAAUGUACAUGUGAGUUUUUCAUUUAUGUAAAAUGGCUGCUGCAAUACGGUAGAGCUGGCUGUAUUUUUUUAAAGGUUGCUGCAAAAUAAUAGCUUAAAUUAACUGUCGGAUCAAGCUAAGUUUGCUAUUUGAAUAAACAAACGGACUUAAAACGAUUGUAGGUAUUUUUUCUCGGUAGUAUUUCAUUUGGACUUUUCAAUAUGGAAGAUCUCUGCUUCCAUCUCUAAUAUUGAUUCCUAAAAGCUACAAAGACCCUUUUAGAGUUAGCUGGUAUCAAGAAAUGUCCAUUUAAUAAAUAACAUUUCAAGAGAAAAGUGCUCUAUUUGAAACGGUCCUUGCUAUUCUUCUACGUUUCCUUUUGAUUCCUCAUUUCUAUUCUGUCUGAAGUUAUU